This is a messenger RNA of Priapulus caudatus, 840 nucleotides long. RefSeq lists its product as uncharacterized. The transcript is spliced from 5 exons. Lineage: Eukaryota; Metazoa; Priapulida; Priapulimorpha; Priapulimorphida; Priapulidae. The record is from RefSeq and is a predicted model, not a curated record. Bases 58 to 840 code for a protein of 260 amino acids.
GCGAUUGUGAUUCUGUUGGGUCGAACGACGCUAGGACAUAAUUAAAGAUUACCCAACAUGCUGGACGCGGCUAUUGAGAAGCUCCGAAAUGAGACGGGCUGCCCCUGCGCCGAGAUCGAGCAAGGCAAGAGCGGCAGGGAGCUCUGCAUCAAAGGUCACCGCAAAGGUUACGUGUUGGCCAUCGCCAUCGUACCGAGUAUCAUCAGGAAGAUUGAUGGCGAGAACGGUGACACGAUGAAUUCGUCAUUAGAGAUAAAUGACACAACAGCGGCCUCGAGCGACACGCAGUCGAUGGAGAAUUACGUGGACGACAAGCUAAUGCAGCUGGAGCAUCAGAUCGUCAUCUUCGCCGACCAUCUCCGCAUGGAAGGCUGGGCGUUCGGUUUGUGCGGCGAGGACAUCGUCAUCGUGCUGUCUGUCGACGAUGCGCAGCUGCACACAUCCGUCGGGCAGAGGUCGCGUCGUCUGCUCAGCAAAGCUAAAAUCGACGAUGUCUUCAAGCUGACGAAGCGCUACUUCCAGGAGAAGAAGUACGCGCUCGGUCUCCUCAUCACCGUCGAAAAAUACCGCGAGAUUCUGACUGGAAAGUACGUGAGUCCGCAGGAGUCCGAAGAGACGAACAUUACGAUGGGUCUCUACAUCGGUCUGAUGUCGAUCGUCGUCAUGAUCGCCGUCAUCAUCUGCGUCGUCUGCAUAAAGUCGAUCGGCGAGAAGUUCAAGCCGAAGCGACGCGGACUGGAGACGGCGGCAAGCGGCAUGUCGGCAGCGGCGACGCCGGCGAUGAUGUGGGCGGGCGCCGGAGGUGCCGGCGGCGGCGGCGGCGGCGGCAGUCAGUUGUGA